CACUACGCACGCGCGGCCGUCGGCGUGGUCCCCAUGGAGCUGCUUUAGCAGACCGGGCGACGCCGCUAGCUUCCGAGAUGAGCGCUGCCGAGGCCGACCGCUGGGCGUGGCUGCUGGUGCUCAGCUUCGUGUUUGGGUGCAAUGUGCUCAGGAUCCUCCUCCCGUCCUUCUCCUUCUUCAUGUCCCGGGUGCUGCAGAAGGAUGCAGAGCAGGAGUCCCAGAUGCGAGCCGAGAUCCAGGGCAUGAAGCAGGAGCUCUCCACCGUCAACAUGAUGGAUGAGUUCGCCAGAUAUGCCAGGCUGGAGAGGAGGAUCAACAAGAUGACGGAUAAACUCAAAACUCAUGUGAAAGCACGGACAGCUCAAUUGGCCAAGAUAAAAUGGGUUGUAAGUGUUGCCUUCUACAUAUUGCAAGUAAGUGUCCUGUUGUGUCACCUGGGGUCUUUGAAGUCUUCCAAAACCAUGUGACCCAGAAUCCAGGCCUGGGGAUUCAGGCUUUCCCACUUUCAGCUGCUGGCUGGUCCUGCUAGUGUGUGACUCUGAACACUGAAUUUUUGUUAGACUUAAAAAAAAACCCCUUUCUUCCUCGUAG
Messenger RNA from Odocoileus virginianus texanus, 591 nucleotides. The record is from RefSeq and is a predicted model, not a curated record. Lineage: Eukaryota; Metazoa; Chordata; Mammalia; Artiodactyla; Cervidae.